Daldinia caldariorum is the source of this 1365-nucleotide messenger RNA. Its product is annotated as alanine--glyoxylate aminotransferase. The coding region runs from base 1 to 1365 and encodes 454 amino acids. Gene Ontology annotation, molecular function: L-serine:pyruvate transaminase activity; L-alanine:glyoxylate transaminase activity. NCBI's taxonomy places the organism in Eukaryota, Fungi, Ascomycota, Sordariomycetes, Xylariales, Hypoxylaceae. Gene Ontology annotation, cellular component: peroxisome. The transcript has 4 exons. The record is from RefSeq and is a predicted model, not a curated record.
AUGCCCCACCGUCUGCUCAACAAGGCAAAGACACCUUCAACUACUUUCACUACUUCCACUGCUUCCACCAUUUCCAACCCCGCAGCCCGCGUCUCGAUUAUAUCACGACACUUACUAGGCACCGCUCAGUCCCCUUCGGAUCCUAGUUUUCCAAGCAAUAUCUCCCCUCCAACUCAGAGCCGUAGCUUUUCUUCCUCAUCUGUCAAAAUGUUAUCUCAACCCGAACACCCGACUCUGCUCAUCCCAGGCCCCAUUGAGUUCGACGAUGCCGUAUUACAGUCCAUGAGCCAUCACAGCGAGUCUCAUGUCGGACCGGCUUUCGUUGCUACCUUUGGCGAGGCAUUGUCGAUGCUGCGCCAGCUCUUCCAGACUACUUCACCCUCUUCGCAACCUUUCGUCAUUUCGGGGUCUGGUACGCUCGGUUGGGAUUUGGUAGCAGCAAACUUGGUUGAGCCUGGUGAAGAUGUCCUCGUUCUCAGUUCUGGUUACUUCAGCGAUGGCAUCGCCGACUGUCUUACAGUUUACGGCGCUAAGGUCGAUUUUCUCAGAGCGCCCGUCGGCAGCCGACCUCAAUUACCCGAAAUCGAGGAGGCGUUGAAGAGCAAAAAGUACAAGAUAGUUACAGUGACACAUGUCGAUACAUCAACAGGCGUUUUGAGCGAACUUCAGAAGCUUUCCGAGACAGUUCACAGAAUAUCACCUGACACAUUACUUAUCGUGGAUGGCGUGUGCAGCGUGGCCAGCGAAGAGAUCGACUUCGACGCGUGGAAGCUAGACGGAGUAGUAACAGCAAGCCAAAAGGCUAUCGGUUGUCCUGCGGGAUUGUCUAUAUCAAUGUUUAGCGGCAAGGCGAUGGACGUCUUCAAGGCGAGAAAGAGCCCCCCGUCAUCCUACUAUGCCUCUAUGAAGAACUGGACGCCUAUUAUGCAAAACUACGAGGCAAAGAAGCCUUCGUACUUCGCAACCCCGUCGCCGCAACUUGUCCGCGCCCUUCACACGGCAUUAACCCAGAUUCUCACUAAGCCCCUCGCUGAAAGGUUUGCCAGGCACCGGGAGGUAUCAGACAAAAUCAAGAAGGCCGUAGCAGAGCUUGGUUUGAAGCAAGUUGCGACCAACCCAGACGACCAGGCCCACGGCAUGACGGCUAUUUAUCUACCUGAAAAUGUGAAGACCACCGAUCUACUCCCGAAGCUUGCCAAGAGCGGUGUUAUAUUUGCUGGUGGUAUCCAUAAGGAAAUUGCUGCCAAAUAUGUGCGCUUCGGACACAUGGGUGUUAGUGUGACCGAUCCUGCGAGGACAGAUAUCGAUAAGGCGAUAGCUGCACUGAAGAGUGGGCUUGCUGAAUGCGGAUAUGGAAAAGCGUAG